Messenger RNA from Nezara viridula (southern green stink bug), 2256 nucleotides. Lineage: Eukaryota; Metazoa; Arthropoda; Insecta; Hemiptera; Pentatomidae. The record is from the annotation of a GenBank genome assembly.
AUGGAGUGUGUCGAUCUGCAACAGAUAUGUGAUGGGUACAAUAACUGUGGUGACUGGUCCGACGAAGGAGUUCAUUGCAAAGUAGCAGAGUGUUCCCCGAGAUGUAACAGUACGGACGGGGUUUGCAUAUCAAGACCCAUAGGAUCUGAGUGCGUGAUAGAAUGCCCUCCUGGAAUCUUUAAGACUUCAAAAGGAUACAGCUUUAAACCAGGAGUUCCAUUAACAUUCUUGGUGCUGUUUCAUGAAGAUACGCCACGUCGUGAGAUAAGAUAUACAGUCAAAUUGAAAUUCCUGAAAUUUAAAACGAUAAAGAUGAUCUCUAAAACUUUUGAAAUGGUUGUAGAAUGUAAAAAAAACAGCUUUAGUCUAUUAUCUGCGGUUAUUAAGAAAUCAGAUCAGACUGUUAAUAUUAGAAAAGUUGAUCGUCACCGUGCAGCUACCAAUAAAAAAAAAGAAAUCAAAGGAAAUUGGGACGCAGAUUUUUAUACAGUAGACUCAUAUAGUACCGAGACCGAAGAAAACGAAGAAGAAGAAGAAAAUACGCCAACUACAAAAUUAACCACCACAACUACACCAUCGACUAUAACAACCAUAACUACACCCUCGACUAGAACAAUAGCAAUAAUGUCUUCAACCAUAAAUGCCACCAAAUCCACACCCAAGUCUACUAAAAUCACUACUACCCUAACGAAUACAACCAUUGCUAAACAAAACAUUUUCACGCCUACCAUCACUACAACUACUACUACAACCCCUCCGACUAUCACAAUCACAACUGACCCAACAUUUACCAUAACUACUCCUACGAGUACCACAACCAAAACAACAAUCAAGACUACAACCACCACAGAUAUCCCAAUGAUUACCUCUACGACAAUCACAACUAUCCCUACGACUAGUACAACCACAACUACCCCCACGAAUACCACUACCACACCCACACCAACUUCUACUACUACCGGAACCACACCCACGAAUACCACUAUCACAACUACAGCCAAAUCUACUUCCACACUUUCACCUACUCCUAUGAUCACCACAACCACAACUCCUUCGACUACCACGAUUAUCUCUACGACUUCUACUAACACAACCACAAAUGCUCUCUCGACUACCAUAGCUACUACGAACACUACAAGCACAACUACUCCGACUAUAAAUACUUCUUCGACUACCACCAUAACCACAGUUAGUCCUACAACUACCAAAAUGAGAAUUAGGCGCUCGACUACCUCAACUAAUACUACAAACACAACUAUCCGUACGUCUUUCAUAACCAGUACCAUCCUCUCGACUAACACAAUCACAACUACCUCUACGAAUACCAUAACCACAACUAUACCUACGACUAGUACAACCACAACUACCCCCACGACUACCACUACCACACCCUCACCAACUUCUACUACUACCGGAACCACACCCACGAAUACCGCUAUCACAACUACAGCCGAAUUGACUUCCACACUUACACCUACCCCUAUGAUCACCACAACCACAACUCCUUCGACUACCACAAUUAUCUCUACUACUACUACUAACACAACCACAAAUGCUCUCUCGACUACCAUAGCUACUACGAAUACUACAAGCACAACUACUCCGACUAUAAAUACUUCUUCGACUACCACCAUAACCAAAGUUAGUCCUACGACUACCAAAAUGAGAAUUACGCGCUCGACUACCUCAACUACGCCUACAACUACUACAAACACAACUAUCCGUACGUCUUUCAUAACCAGUACCAUCCUCUCGACUCACACAACCACAACUACCCCUACGAAUACCAUAACCACAACAAUUCCUACAAUUAUCACAACCACAACUACCAGAACUACAACCAUCCCCUCGACAUCUAUCUCCAAUAUUACUGCAACCACAACUACUCCUACGACAUAUAGAAGUUUUGAACAAGAUCACGGCAAAACAGAGAUAGAGGGCCUUAACACCGUUGUAAGAAGUAUUUUAUGGAACAAAGCUAAAGUAGAACACAAAGUUCUCACAUCCACUAAAACUAUUCCAACGAUAACAUUUAUCAGAAUUACCCCCACGAGUACAGCACCCACAGAUGUUUUGACAAUCACUACAACUCCGGUGACUAUAUUAAGCAAAAUUUCAACAGCUCUACCCAGGAUAAAAACACCUACCUUUUUCAUUGCAACUAAAAAGAUUAAAAAUAACAGGAAACAUAGUAAGCGUCGUUGCAAGAAGCGUCGUUGCAAGAAGCGUCGUCACUCAAGUAUAUGGAAUUGGUAA